Messenger RNA from Balaenoptera musculus (blue whale), 747 nucleotides. It is a transcript of the gene MPC1L, whose product is annotated as mitochondrial pyruvate carrier 1 like. Gene Ontology annotation, biological process: pyruvate import into mitochondria. Gene Ontology annotation, cellular component: mitochondrial inner membrane. Lineage: Eukaryota; Metazoa; Chordata; Mammalia; Artiodactyla; Balaenopteridae. The coding region runs from base 274 to 747 and encodes 157 amino acids. The transcript has a single exon. The record is from RefSeq and is a predicted model, not a curated record.
GGCAGUCACGCGAAGGCACGAGGGCGAGGCUGCGCCUCGCGUUCCCAAAGACAGGCACGACAGCUGCACGCGCCAUCUGGUGCACUUUACGGCAGAAACGCGAAGGCACGAGGGCGAGACCGCGCCCCCGCCCCCAAAGCUACGCAGGACGGCGGCACGUGCUGUCUAGCGUGCUUUACGGCCGCCGCAGGGUAAUCAACGGUUCCGGGCUCUGCGCUCCACCUCGUUGUCGGUUGGCUGUUCAUCCGUUGGCGCUCCCACGGCUCGGCGAUCAUGGCGGCGGUGGCGGCACUGUGGCGGAGGGCGGUGGAGAUCGUGAAGACCAAGGAGUUCCGGGAUUACGUGACCAGCACGCACUUCUGGGGUCCAGUGGCCAACUGGGGCCUCCCGCUGGCCGCCUUCAAGGACAUGAGGGCGCCGCCGGACAUCAUCAGCGGCCGCAUGACGACGGCGCUCAUCUUCUACUCGAUGGUCUUCAUGCGCUUCGCCUACCUCGUACAGCCUCGCAACUUGCUGCUGAUGGCGUUUCACGGCACCAACGUGGUGGCGCAGAGUAUGCAGGGGGGCCGCUAUCUGAUCUACCACUACGGCGGCGCCACGGCGGCCACAGCCGCUGCUGCCUCUGUCGCCUCUCCCGGCUCUACCGCCGCUACCCCCGCUACCACCCCGGCAGCUGAAGACCCUGUGACUGACGGCGACUGCCUGGAGGUCACCGACUACGAUCCGCUGACCCCAGAACAUGAUUGA